This is a messenger RNA of Doryrhamphus excisus (bluestripe pipefish), 9030 nucleotides long. Its product is annotated as seizure protein 6 homolog. NCBI's taxonomy places the organism in Eukaryota, Metazoa, Chordata, Actinopteri, Syngnathiformes, Syngnathidae. Gene Ontology annotation, cellular component: neuronal cell body; dendritic shaft; dendritic spine. Gene Ontology annotation, biological process: regulation of dendrite development; regulation of protein kinase C signaling; synapse maturation. The record is from RefSeq and is a predicted model, not a curated record.
UGUGGUCGUGUGUCUGUCAGAGUGACUCAUCCAGCCAACCAAUCACGUCGCUGCGGUGAUGCUGCUGACUGUACAUGGUCUCACAGGCUGCACAACACGGCCGCGCUUCUAGGAAACACCCCCACCUCGCCAGACAGCUCCAACAAUAUGCGGUGCAAAUAAAAAGUGAAUGUUCUACACUCAACAUAGCGACAUAGUUAGCGACAGAAACACGCUUGUUGGCUCAAUUACAGACGCUAAAAUGCCCAAAGAGGUGGAAAAUAACACAAUUCCUGAUUCCAUUGGUCUCUCCUGGCUCCAGGCUGAUUAGUACUGGGAAUGUUAUUGCCUCUCUGGAGCCUCUCAUCCUGCUUCUUUGCUAUCGGAAAACCCAUCAACCGUCACACAAUUCCAAAGCGUUUUAAUGUGGGUGAAAAAAACGAGCAUUUGUUUGCUCUUAUCUUCAACGAGGAAGACGGAGGAACCAGCAGUCUACAUAUGUAGCAGUAGCCCCGCCCCUCCAGGAAGUGAAAGUUAAGCUUGUGUGAGUGAGAACACAUCUGUUGUGUGCCAUCAGUCGGAUGUACGGAUGGGUUCCUUUCACAUUGGAGCCGCUACUGGACGGUCCCGUGUUGGGUCCACCAGCUUCAUGUUGAUAGUUCUUCUGGUUCUCCUGAGGGGCGUCUCCCCCCCUGUCAAGCUGCGUAGCAUGAUGUGGUACCGUUUGGAUUUUAUGUGAAUUGGUGCUGAGUGGUACCCACAAGAUUCAGGUGGUGUCUAUUAAAAUGCAGAAUUUGGUACGCACCCAUAGUCGUAUGUAAGUGUUGUGCAACUCUUGAUUGUGCUGUCCGAGCCUUCUGAGAAGCUCCUAGAUGAAACGUAUAGGCGCGGUGACAAUGAUAAUAAUGUACUGUAACUGUUUGAUAUAGUUUUUAUGCUAGUUGCCCUUCCAUUUGUAAAGUAGAAAUCUAAUCUUGGUGGGGGGGGGCGUUGGCCAGGAACCAAACACGCAUUAGGAGGAGCAACGUGUUCCACGACUCCAUCACGGCUCCAUGACUUCAUUAUUUGUUAGUACAUUUUGCAAAGUGCAAACGCAACGCAACUUUUACAUUUUCUAUUUGUGCUUGUGUAGGUUCACACUAUUAGUGUCCCGAUGUGAGUGGGACUGCUUGUUCACAAUACUUAGGAUUCCUUCAGGAGAUCAUGGUUAAGGAAAGCUCAUUGACUUCACUGAUGGAUCUUAGCAUUCAUUCUGGGAUGUUGGGAUGUUUACACUUUUUGCAACUUUUCGGAAUAUUUCAAUGUAUCCAAGUUGGUCUUCUAGUCGAGUUUAUUUAUGUAGCCCUUUGUCACAGAAGGGCCUCGAAGGGCUACACAAGGACAGCAAUGAACAACAACAACAAUAAUAAUAAUAAUACGGGCAUGCACUUGGGUCUCACCAAGAAACACAGCUUUCUGAUAGGACGUUUUCAUUGUUCCCAAUACUAAAAGUAUUUGUUCCAAUACCACAUUCGGGUACCCGAAUACCCUUAAUACGUAUGUAUAAAGUAAAUAGAGAUAACAUUAGUCCAGUUGGUAGAUGAAGUCAGUCUGCCGAUGUCCUUGGGAUGAUCGUCAGAGCCCCAAAAGCCCCAAAAAGAGAAGGCUCUAGAGCCCCCAUAUUUCUUUCUGGCUCUUGGGAUUGUCAAAAGACCGGCGUGUUGUGAGCGUAGGUUUCUAGACGGAGCAUAGGGUACACCUAGGUUGGGGUUUGGCAACCCGUGGCUCUGGAGCCCCAAGUGGCUCUUUGGCGCCGCCCUAGUGGCUCCCUGAAGCUUUUUGAAAAAUGUUUGAAAAUGGGAAAAAGGGGAGUGAAAUAUGUUUUUAGUUUUAAUAUGGUUUCUGUAAGAGGACAAACAUUCUUAACGUUUUCCUAUGCUGUAAAAACGUGUAGAGUAAAUAUUAAAGUUCAACAGUUCUGUCAAGGAAGAUUUGCGUCAUAGCCUGCGACACACGUUUCUAUCAAGCAGGGCGGGAUGCCAGGCAGGUGCCUGUUGUAAACAAACCGGUACCGGUGAUGGAUUCCAAAGGGAAAAAGAGAAAAAUAACUGAGGAGAACAGAGGAUUAAACGUUUCUUGGACCCAAUCAUUUGCAUUCAUCUUACAUGCCCGAUGUUCAGAAGCUGACCAGUCAUGUCCGAAAACAGAAGUCACAUUAAACGGGUCCAAAGGAGACCGAUGGGAUGAGGAGGACUUUGGAUGUAAACAAGGGUCACAUGACACACCCCUGGACAGAAGACACAGAAGGUGAAGUCCCCCGGGUCACCACCGCAUCCCCCAUCAACAGCCCGGACCACCGUCCUGUGCGUCAGGGCUUGGGGCUUCACGAGCACCUUCUCCUGAGGGACUUUCAGGGAGACCAGCGCUUUUUCAGGAGCGAUGGCUCUGUGGCGGCGCUUCCCACCAUGCCAGGCUCCGCCCCCAAUGCGGUGCGCCCGGUGACUCACGGCGUCCCCCACGAGGACGCUCCGGCCUUCUCAGACGUCGCCUCCACGGCCACCGCGGCCGCCACAUCACCACUUACCACCUUCUCCUCAACAACACCCCGGCCUCUCAUGCCUCUUCUGCAGGCGUCCUCGGGGGACGAGACCAGAGGAGGAGAUCAGCCAAUGCCAACCACUCACUCCCUGACCACGCAAGUGACCCCAAAUAACGACCCCAAAUUAACCUCGCAGACAGAUCAACCCCCACCUUGGAGUGCUGUUUCUGGUCCUGCAGUCUCCACAGUGAGGAAGGAGAAAGGCCAGGCAAGGGAAGCACCUCCAAGGGACACAGCCAAGACCCAUCAGCCCCUCCCAAACCUUCCGUCAUCAUCAUCCCGCACAGAGGGGGGCGCCACCAUGUCAACUUCUGUCAUCACGACCACGACGAUAACCACCAUGCAAGCAUCUGAGCCCUGCAGCCUAAAUUUCACUGACCCCGAGGGCAACGUCCACAUCCUGCAGCAGCCUGACACCGCAACGGACUGCAGCUACUUGAUCACCGUCUACCUGGGCUACGGCAUCGAGGUUCAGGUCCUGAAUGCCAGCAUGGUGGAGGGGGAGCAAGUCACAGUGGAGGACACGGGCGGCCGAGAAGCUUUCCUUCUGGCCAACGAGUCGGUCCUCAUACGCGGCCUUGUGCUGCGCAGUCGGAGCAACCAGAUCUCCAUCCGUUUUCGUAGCGAGCAGCGGCACGACUCUGGAGUCCUGCAGCUCCAUUACCAAGCCUUUGUGCUGAGCUGUUCAUUCCCCAAAGAGCCUGCCGGUGGAGAAGUUUCCGUGACUCACCUCUACGCUGGCGGAGAAGCCUACUUCAACUGCUUCACUGGCUACAGGUUGAAGGGUCCCAAAACGCUCACCUGCCGCAACGCCACCACGCCGUACUGGAGUGGGAAGGAGCCCCAGUGUGUGGCGUCCUGUGGGGGAAUGAUAAAAAAUGCCACCUAUGGCCGCAUUGUCUCGCCUGGAUUUCCUGGCAACUACAGCAACAACUUGACAUGCCACUGGGUCCUGGAGGCCCCUGAAGACCACCGGCUACAUAUUCACUUCGAGAAGGUGGCUCUGGCAGAGGAUGACGACAGGCUGUUGAUUAAAAAUGGCAACAAUAUCGACUCCCCCCCUGUGUACGACUCCUACGAGGUGGAGUAUCUGCCCAUCGAGGGGGUGCUGAGCACAGGCCGCCAUCUCUUUGUGGAGUUUACCACGGACGGGGCGCUCACCUCCACCGGCGCCGCCAUCAGAUACGAAGCUUUUGCAAAAGGAACGUGCUACGAGCCUUUUGUCAAGUACGGCAAUUUCAGCAGCAGUGACUCAACCUACGGUGUGGGUGCCGUGGUGGAGUUCUCGUGUGACCCCGGCUACACGAUGGAGCAAGGCUCGGUUGUCAUCGAAUGCGUGGACGCCGAAAACGCUCAGUGGAAUGAGACGGAGCCGGCCUGCAGGGCCGUUUGCAGCGGGGAGACGACAGACUCCGCCGGCGUGGUGUUGUCUCCCAACUGGCCCGAGGCCUACGACAAGGGCCAGGACUGCAUCUGGGGCGUCCACGUGGAGGAGGACAAGAGGAUCAUGCUGGACAUCCAAGUACUAAACCUGGGGAAAAAUGACCUCCUGACCUUCUACGACGGUGACGACCUGUCUGCCAACAUUCUGGGCCAAUACAGCGGCAAGCGACCUCACUUCAAGCUCUACACGUCCAUGGCCGAUGUCACGGUCCAGUUCCAGUCAGACCCCGCCACAAACAUCUACGGCUACAACAACGGCUUCGUGGUGCACUUCUUUGAAGUCCCAAGGAACGACACCUGCUCCGAGCUGCCAGAGAUCACCAACGGCUGGAAGAGCACAUCCCACCCGGACCUGAUCCACGGCACCGUGGUCACCUACCAGUGCUACCCUGGAUAUGAGUUGGUGGGCUCCGAGAUCCUCAUGUGCCAGUGGGAUCUUAGCUGGAGCGGGGACGUGCCCAAAUGUCAGCAAGUGAUGACAUGCCAGGACCCGGGAACUGUGGAGCACAGUCGGCGAGUGGUGACGGGCACCCGCUUUGCCGUGGGAUCGUCGGUGCAGUUUGUCUGUAACAAAGGCUACAUUCUGUCAGGCAGCAACAAUCUGCUAACCUGCUACAACAGAGACUCGGCCAAACCCAAGUGGAGCGAUCGGCUGCCCAAGUGUGUUCCUGAAAAGUACGAGCCAUGCAGGAAUCCCGGCGCUCCCCCCACCAGUGCACAGAGUUCUGAAAAGGCUUUCUACCAAGCCGGCGAGACCCUGACCUUCUCCUGCCUGCCAGGCUAUGAGCUCCAGGGCGGGGCCACCAUCUACUGCGUCCCCGGACAUCCGUCACAGUGGAACAACACGCCGCCUGCUUGUCGAGCCCCCUCCACUCAAUACGUCGACGAACGCAGGUUGGACGUUGUCAAUACAGAUUACAGCAUCCAGGGAACCAACAUCGCGCUCGCCGUCUUCAUUCCGGCCGCAGUCAUCUUGGUGCUUGUGAUGGGGAUUUAUGUCUGUGCCACAAAAUUCCAAGGGAAGGCUAUCAGAAUGCCGACAUCCUCGCCCCCCUACGACAACAUGGCGGAGGAGUCGGCCUUCGAUAACGCGGUUUAUGACAGAGGAAAGAGGGCACCCCCACCCCAUCUUCCCGUCACCUCCAUCAGCAGCAAAACAAUACAAGUCAACUUGCAUCACUCCCACUGCUGCAAACCUCCAGCAGGUUCAGUCAUCCUACCCGGAAUCAGCUAUGGCGGGGGUGUCCAAAGUGCCGCCCCGGGGACAUCUCAGGCCCCAGAAUAAUCUUGUAAUAUUAUGAAAAAAAUGUCAUUUUAGGAGCAUAUGUUGAUAUUAUUUUUCUAAACAUUCGUAACAUGACAAGAGGAAAUGUUCUAUCAUAAAUUCAAAUUAUGAUGUGAAUAGCAUCAUAAUAUUAGAAAACAUUUACAAAUAUUAUUUGAUGGGAAAAUUUUAAAUGUUAGAAAAAACAGCAAGAAUGUGGAAAUGAGCAAAGUUGAUAUGAAUAAAAGGUAGACAUUAAUGAUCUAAGAUAGGUAGAUAUUAAUAUUAAAAAAAUCACAAAGCUGAGAUGCACUUUUGUCUUGAAAUAUAAAACUGAAAUAUAUCAACUCGUUUCAUGUUUCACCAUGUGGCCCCCACUGGAUAAAUUUGGACACCCCCCCGUGUAUUCCAUUGCACGCAUCAUCUUGUCUCUUCCAUUGACCUUUUAUGUAUCAAUUCCUAUUUCUAGGUAUAUCAUUCCGUAUGUUCUUAAUAUGACCAUGUUGUUUCAAUGAAUGAAUGUAUGUAUUGAUAUUUCAUGAAUGCCUACUUUUUGCUAUUGAACGGGUGUUACUCAGCCUUUGUGCUACUUAAUGUUUCAUGUGUCAUUUUUAGUAGAGAUGCAACUAUGCAACUUUCUGCUUCUCAAGACCGAUACCGAUCAUUUUUUUGUCAGACGUAAGUGUAGUCAGUGCCCACCUGGAGGGAAGAAGGACUGGAAGAAAUGAGGAUGUAUUGAUGAGUCCUAAUGAAAUAUCCUGACAUGACGACUAUCAGGAGGACCAGAGUAUAGAGGGGGGGAGCCACCUGCAGUGGCCCAGUAAGGUGCACUGUAUUCGGGCGCACGAUCCGAGCAGCCGGCAUGACGCCAUGGAGGUCUCUGGCAAAGCUUUUCAAACGUUUGAGGUGGCUGGGAAGGUUUUUUGUGCUUCAUGUGGUUUUUUUUUCCCUCAUGGUGGAGCAUUUGGUACAAGGAGCACGUGGCAUGUCUUCCUCGGAAACUGAAUGUUUGCUGACAAGUGAGCUCAGGGAAGUUAUGAUAGGCCGUUAACGUCAUAGUCCCAUUGGUACAUUUUUUCAAAUUGUUUAUUUUGAAUAUUAUCGUAUUUAUCGGUAUGAGGAUAAUUCUCCUCCAGCCCUACUUUUUACCAUGAUAGCAGAAAGUGUUGUUGCCAUUAAUGGACAGUUGCAUUGAUGUCUGUGAAAUGUCAUAUGGCAAGCAUGGGGUGUGCUGUACGUAUGUGUACUAAGCGUGUGCUUUGGUGUUAAUAUGUCCCUCCUUGUCUCCCUCCAGCAGUGGCAGACACAUUGUAGAUACUAGGCCCCGACACUAUGUUCAUUUUGGCUCCGCUUCGUAACAACAAUGAGGUGAGAUCUUCGCCUGUUGCCGAGAGCACAUCUCACACACUGUCACCUGAGCCUGCAGACCGUCCUAAGACUUCCUCUUCCUGUCUGUGUUUCUGUGGCGUCAUGUCUCUCUUUACAAAGUUUACACAAACAUGAGCAAUCCUGCCCAUAGCAUACUGGGAAGUAGCCCGUGUUUAUAACAACUUCGAAUACAUGCACACUACCAAAUACAUGCAGUAUUAUACUGUACUGCAUAUAGAAUACCUGCUCUGUACCACAAUCAAUCACAGUCAUGUACAAUCUCUACAUGAACCAACUCAAUACACUGGAACUUUGGUUAGUGUACGUCCUGGUUAGCAUACGUUCGCAAAUGUACGCCAAUACUGUGAUUUUUUGUAUUUUUGAUAGCACCCUGUUAGCAUGUUUUUUCAGUGUGCGUUGAAAAUUCACACCAAAAUGUUGUCCUUUUCUUGUGUUACACGCCCACUUGUUUCAUGAGACGUGUAUUUGUAUGCUGCACGUACGUAUAUGACACCUUCUCCCAACCUGCAGAGAUCUUCACAAGGUUCUUGGGCUUCACACACUUUCAUCUUGUCAGCGUCGAUGAAAUGGAAAAGUCAAACUUGUAAUUGGACCUGGGAUACCAUUUGGUGGACUACUGGUAAUAGGACCAUGUUCACAUCACCGCUAAUACAUCAAGUACAGGAAUUUAGCAAAUCCAGUUACACUAAUGACCUUUGGUGUCCGCUGCCAUUACGGUGGUUAUUUUGCUUCAUUAUUUAGUUUCAAGCACGCACCAGCUGCAAAGCAAGACGCUGCGCUGUAGCUACGGCCCAAAGAGGUUCAUGAUAUGUUGAUAUCUCAAAAUGAUGCGGUGUCCAAUCAUCACAACUGUUAUCACUGACUGUAUAUUUGUGUGAGUGCAAGGUGCUUCUGGCCCUAACGUGUGCCGACUUUUUCAGUGUGGACUCCCUUGUGGGCUUCUUGGUCUGCAGGUUGGGAGACGGUGUCGUGUCCGCCGAUUGUCUGAUUUUAUGGCUGCCCUUUGACCGCCUGUUGUGUCUGGUCUUUGCAGGACAAAUGACAAAAGAUUAAGAGGUGUGAAUUUAGAGCCCUUGAAUUGCUCGAGCUUUGCCUUUGGGGACCUUCUUCUGCACUGCUCAUCUUUCCCUCCAAGUAUUCUGUAAAUACUUCACGGCUUUCCCAGGUCAACUCUGUCAAUUUGUGGAUCACCGUGGUGAUAUUUUUAUAAACUCAAUUGCUGACGACCCGAGGUGAUUACAUGAAGUUUCUGUAUUUUUGAUGCCCUAUCUCAAUCACUGCGAGACCUUGAGGGACGGGGCUUUGGUGAAACCCACCAGGUCCAAGUUCCCCACCCCGUCUUUCCACAUUCUUCAUUCAUUUGCCACCACGACUGCAUUUUCUUUGUGUGUAUGGAUCUGCUUUUUGUAAAUAAACUGCCUGUCCAAUACACGUGUCUCCUGACUGAUACUAACCUGACAAAUGAUAUAGUACUCAACUGAUACUCUUUACCUGCACAUCACAUCAUGCCACAGGAAGCACCGUAGUCCCCACUGUGCGGGAAACAUGCCAUCCUUACAUAUCUGCCACAAGAUGAGGAACACCCGUACAAGCCCAUGAAAUAUGUCACUUCACCUCCGUACCAGAGGGAGUCCAUGAUAUUCCCUCAAUCCAUCCACCAUCAUUCAAUUGUAUUUAAAGAAAACGGAAUUGUGUUCAUUCACUGGCUUCAAAUUUCAGAUUUCUGAGCCUCCGAGUCCAUCAAAAGUGGAAUUACCUUCAUGCCCAAUAUUACACCAAGGGUGUGUUUUUCUGACGCUCCUUCAUGUGAAAGCGUUUUAGGAAAGACAUUACCUUUGCCUGACCACACUACUGGAUUUACUAGACCACGUUAGACCUGCUCCAGCUUGGAAACCAUUGAACCUUUGAACGCAUUUCUGCGUUUUUCCAGCCUCUAGACCACAUCACACCAGACCUGGUCCAGUUGGAACCACGGUCUUACUAAAAUCCUUCCACAAUAGGAAGCGUCAGAAAAUCAAACAGCCAAUCAAAUGGCAGCACUGCACAACAAGUGGAUUCCACCUUCAAUUUCCCUUCAAGUGGCAAACGAGACGCCAACUUUGUGCCUUGUGUUACACAAAGGUAGCUUCAUCAUUCAUCCAUGCAGUACAUCCCAAUGUUGCUAUUCUUCAGGCUGUCCUAUCCUAUUUGCAUAUCAUUUGUGUACUCUCCUGUUUUCAAUAUAAACGCAGAUGCUUCCACAUCCAGCGGUGUGAUUUUCAUCCAAACAUCGACAUGAGAUAUCAUAUUAUACUCUCUGUUUCUCUGUACUUGAAGACACCUCUAUGAAAGGUUCUGUCACUUUAAACAAAUAAAGAUUUCAGCAUUGUCUGAUAUA